AUGUCGGCCACCACCGAGUCCGGCACGGCCGCAUCCCUACUGCCGCACCUAUUCCCGGAGCGGAAGCCGAUGACGCCGGCACAGGUGACGGCGGGCAUCGAGGCGACGCUGGCGGUGCAGCGGCGGGCCGUGACCUUCGGCAAGCGGCCCUUCGCCGCGGCGCUCGUGGGGCCCGACAACGAGACGGUGCUGCUGACGCACCAGUCCAUCGACCAGGUCAACCACGCCGAGAGCUCGCUCGCCCGCCUGGCCUACUCCCACUACACCAAGGAGUUCCUCUGGCGGUGCACCCUCUUCAGCACCUGGGAGCCGUGCGGCAUGUGCACCGCGACCAUCUACUGGGCGCACAUUGGGCGGAUUGUGUUUGCGGGAACGAACGAUCAGCUCUACGAGCUGACGGGGCCCGGCAACAAGGAAAACUUCACAAUGGACUGGCACACGAAGGAUUUCUUGAAGGGAUGCCCCCAGAAGGACGUCGAAGUCAUCGGCCCACUCGAGGCCGAGGGAAAAACCGUGAUGGAGGAGAGCGACAAGUAUUGGCGCACGACUCGCGUUGCAGCGAGCUGA
Messenger RNA from Neoarthrinium moseri, 567 nucleotides. RefSeq lists its product as uncharacterized. The transcript has 3 exons. Lineage: Eukaryota; Fungi; Ascomycota; Sordariomycetes; Amphisphaeriales; Apiosporaceae. The record is from RefSeq and is a predicted model, not a curated record. Gene Ontology annotation, molecular function: catalytic activity. The coding region runs from base 1 to 567 and encodes 188 amino acids.